This is a messenger RNA of Xenopus laevis (African clawed frog), 3700 nucleotides long. RefSeq names its product nucleolar protein dao-5-like. NCBI's taxonomy places the organism in Eukaryota, Metazoa, Chordata, Amphibia, Anura, Pipidae. The transcript is spliced from 13 exons. Bases 291 to 3125 code for a protein of 944 amino acids. The record is from RefSeq and is a predicted model, not a curated record.
UCUUUUUGUCCCUCAGAAACAGAAGUAACAAGACCCCAGUGAGCCACCGUAGAACAAUGAUGUGGUUUAUCUUUGGACUCUUCUUUCUCAUCCUUCAUCCAACAUCAGGUCAGUAGAGAAACUAGACAUAGAGAACUUUGUCUUUUCAAUUUCAGCAGCUUUGAUUUUUGGGGUAAGGGGCUGAUGGAAUGAAAUAAUUACACUUUUUUUCUCCCUCUCCUUUAGCUGUGAAGAUAAAACAUGUUACACUAUACAGAGAUCAUGUAGAACUGAAGGUGAAUUCCUGGAAUAUGAUCCCUUGCACCUUCACAGCGGAUUCUCCUAUAAACCAUGAGCAGCUGCAUUUAGAAUGGAUUAAAACGAUUGAUGAAGGAAAAAGCUACAUCCCCCUGAUCAGUCUCUUUAGGAGCAAACAGCGGGCUUCCAGCAAGUCUAGGAAGAGGUUUAAGGUGUUUCCAUCUCUCCUACGAAGAGGCAACUGUUCUCUGAUUAUCAGUCCUGCCAAGAGCAUUGACUGGGGCAAUUAUUCCGUUCGGCUCACUGCUGAUGGAAUCCUCUAUGAGCCUGUUCCAGAAAUUACUGUCCAGAUUAUGGAUAUGAAGAGGAAUUUAGAAGUGGCCCAGAAACGUGGCCCAGUAGACGGAACACUACUAAGCGCUAGAGCUGGAGAGAUUAAUGGAACUGAAGAAACACCAGACGAAAGCACCAAUACUUCUAGCAAGACAUGGAUAUUUGUUGUGUUUAUAGUUCUAUUUGCCAUAAUUAUAGCGGGUGAAGCCUUUGGAUGGUUUCUCUAUUACAAGCUGAGGAAGACGACCUCACCAGAAGAUGAAGAAUGGCUGAUAGUUCAUGGAAAACCAAGGACAAAAGCAACAGUAGCAGUUGUGGUUAAACAAAAGGAAGUGAUUAAGAAGGAAACCACUAAAAAAACAGAACCUGCAGUGUCAGAAGACGAGGAGACUGAAGAAGAACCAGAAACUCCUAAAAAGUCUUCACAGAAGAAGCUGCCUUCAAAGAAACCUUCCUCUAAGGCUCUGAAAAAGAAGCAGUCCAUCAUUGUUCAGCCAGAGGAAGAGACUGAGACUUCUGAGGCAGAGCCUGAGACUUCAGAGGAAGAGCAGGAAAAGCCAAUCAAGGUUAAGCAAAAGAAAGUGAUUAAGAAGAAAAUCACUAAAAAAGCAGAACCUGCAGUGUCAGAAGAGGAGGAGACUGAAGAAGAACCAGAAACUCCUAAAAAGUCUUCACAGAAGACGCUGCCUUCAAAGAAACCUUCCUCUAAGGCUCUGAAAAAGAAGCGGUGUCCGUCAUUGUUCAGCCAGAGGAAGAGACCGAGACUUCUGAGGCAGAGCCUGAGACUUCAGAGGAAGAGCAGGAAAAGCCAAUCAAAAAAAAAUUGGUGUUCCAAUGACUUACUACUUGUGUGCUACUCUUGUUUGUGCAGGGUUAAGCAAAAGAAAGUGCACAAAAAGAAGACCACUAAAAAAGCAGAACCUGAUGUGGCAGAAGAGGUGUCUGAAGAGGAACCAGAACCUCCAAAAAAGUCUAAGAAAAAACCUUCCAAGAAACCUUCUUCUAAAACUCGGAAAAAGAAGCAGUCCGAUGUUACUCAGACAGAUGAGUCUGUAUCAGAAGAAGAGGAAGCAGAGGAAGAGCAGCAAAAGCCAAUCAAGGUUAAACAAAAGAAAGUGCCUAAAAAGAAGAUCGCUAAAAAAGAAAAACCUGUAGUGACAGAGGAGGAGUCUGAGGAGGAACCAGAACCUCCAAAAAAGAUCACUAAGAAAAAGGCAGAAGACGAGGAGGCUGAAGAUGUCCCAAAGCCUCUGAAGAAGUCUUCUAAAAAGAAACUGAAGACCACUGACAAAGCAGAAGACAAGGAGGCUGAAGAUGUACCAGAACCUCCAAAAAAGUCUUCUAAGAAAAAAUUAGCUCCCAAGAAACCAUCCUCUACGGCUCUUAAACAGAAGCUAAAACCGCUUCCUGCGAAAGAUGAGGAGCCAAAAGAUGCCGCAGAAGAAGAGAAGCCAGAGAAGAGCAAGACUCAGCAGGAUGGUACUAAAAAGAAAAUAAAGCGAAAAGUAAGACGCCCAGCUAGGAAACCUAAAAGGGUUAUGAAAGUUGUAAGGCCAAGAACCUCAAAGAAACCAUCAACUAAAAAAGAGGCCACGGAAAUUGUGGCUGAUCCAAAGAAAGGUGAUUUAGAGGAUGAAAAGGAAAUUGCUAAAGAAGGCAGUAGUGAAAAGAAGGCACUUGUACCAGAAAAGGGGCCUGCAAAGACUAAAAAAAUUUACAAGAAAGGAUCCCAAAAGAAAAGAUCACUGGUCAAACGUAAACCUAAAAAGGGCAGUAGUGCAAAGAAGGUAGUGGCAGUAAAAGGUCCAGCAAAAACUGUGAAAAGUUCAAAGGAAAAAUCCAAAAAACAUGAUUCAGAGGCUGGAAAGGAGACUAAAGAAGGCAGUGGUGCAAAGAAGGCACCUCCAGUAAAAGCACCAGCAAAGAAGGCACCUCCAGUAAAAGCUCGAGUAAAGAAGGCACCUCCAGUAAAAGCUCGAGUAAAGAAGGCACUCCCAGUAAAAGCUGUAGUAAAGAAGGCACCUCCAGUAAAACCUCGAGCAAAGAAGGCACCUCCAGUAAAACCUCGAGCAAAGAAGGCACCUCCAGUAAAACCUCGAGCAAAGAAGGCACCUCCAGUAAAACCUCGAGCAAAGAAGGCACCUCCAGUAAAACCUCGAGCAAAGAAGGCACCUCCAGUAAAACCUCGAGCAAAGAAGGCAUCACCAGUAAAAGCUGUAGUAAAGAAGGCACCUCCAGUAAAAGCUGUAGUAAAGAAGGCACCUCCAGUAAAAGCUGUAGUAAAGAAGGCACCUCCAGUAAAAGCUGUAGUAAAGAAGGCACCUCCAGUAAAACCUCGAGCAAAGAAGGCAUCACCAGUAAAAGCUGUAGUAAAGAAGGCACCUCCAGUAAAACCUCGAGCAAAGAAGGCACCUCCAGUAAAAGCUGUAGUAAAGAAGGCACCUCCAGUAAAAGCUCGAGCAAAGACAGCAGUAAAACGUCCCACCAAGCCUUGGAAAACAUCUAAAUUUAAAUCUAAGAAAGUCUCACCAAAGACUGUAAAGCCUCAUAAGUAAGGUAAGAUUUUUGCUUUAUCUUCAUCACUUCAACCAGGACUAUUGCAUACGUAUGUGCGUAACCAGGGUCGGACUGGGGGGCCCUGGUCCCCUGCUGCCGAGUUCCCCCGAUGAGCCGCUGCCCCCCCUGCCGCACCUGUACAUCUUGAAUUUGCCGCGACCUGUGGCAACAAGAUUAGUGUAGGGAACUGGACUGGGCCAGCGGGGCCCACAAGAGCCGGGGGCCCACAGUCAACCCUGUGUGUAACCUGCAGUUUUCCAGUCUGAUACAAUUUAGAAUGAUUAGUGGUAGUUUAGAAUCAUUACUGGCCAAUAUAGGCCUCCCAGGGGGGAAAUAUAAAUUCUUGUGAAUUUUUGGUAACGUAUAAAAUAUUGGGAUUACUGGAUGUUCUUAUAGGAGGUAUCACUGUGUCUCCAUCUAUUAAGAAGGGCUCCCACUUUACACAUCCACACACAGGGCAUAAGAUUAAUAUCAUUCCAUUUUCUUCCAGUGAAUAUCUAACCUGCGACGACAGAGCUACAGUUUGCAGCUGAUACUCCAGCACAUUCAAGCGACACAAACGACGAUCCCACUA